UUUUGCCCUGCAAACGCAUUUGCUUAAUUUGAAAGACAUUCAAUUUUCUUUCGUUUUAUAAGAAUUUCAAUUCUGCUAUUUAAUUUCUUUUCAAUCUAGAAUCUUUUGUCAUAAAUCUCGUGCAAUGUCAGACAACUCUGAAAUCCCGGCCGCUAGUCAAGUCAGCGAUAUUACCAAAAACACUGCAGGCCUUUCCUUGAGCGUCAAGGCUAAGGAGUUCAGGCCCACUUUUAACGCCAAGGCCCCGGCAUUUGUGCCCAGGGCUCUUGGGCCCAAGCCAGCUGCUGCUACCCCGGCACCAGCAGCGGCCCCUGCCGCUGCUGCACCCAAAGCUAUGUCUAUCAGCAUUGGCGGUGCCGCCCCUGCACCCGCCCCUGCACCCGCAGCCGCAGCCGCAGCCGCAGCCGCACCCGUCACAGUGCCCACCCCUACCCCUGCUGCCACUCCCGUUUCUGCACCCGCACCCGCCGCACUCGAGCCAAUUGUUGAGACCCUCGAGGUUGACGACGAUGUGCUUUUGGAUGAGCACUUCAAGGAGCACAUCAACGUCAUUUUCAUGGGCCAUGUUGACGCCGGAAAAUCCACGCUUGGUGGCAACAUUCUUUUCUUGACUGAUAUGGUUGAUAAGCGUACCAUGGAGAAAUACGAGCGCGAGGCCAAGGAGUGCGGUCGCGAGUCGUGGUACUUGUCCUGGGCUCUGGAUACCAACCAGGAGGAGCGCGCCAAGGGCAAGACAGUCGAGUGUGGUCGUGCCUUCUUUGAGACCAGCAAGCGCCGCUAUACCAUUUUGGACGCACCCGGCCACAAGAACUUUGUUCCCAGCAUGUUGGGGGGUGCCUCACAGGCUGAUUGCGGCGUGUUGGUCAUCUCGGCGCGCAAGGGUGAGUUUGAAACCGGAUUCGACCGUGGAGGCCAGACCCAGGAACACGCAUAUUUGGCAAAGGCAGCCGGCGUGCGCUGCUUGAUUGUGGCUAUUAACAAGAUGGACGACCCGACCGUCAAUUGGAGCAAGGAACGCUAUGAUGAAAUUAUAGCCAAGCUUCUUCCCUUCCUCAAGAGAGCCGGCUAUCCCAAGGCCGACCUCAUAUUUUUGCCCAUCUCUGGCUACACCGGCGCUGGUGUUAAGGACCGCGUCGCUCCCGCCAACUGCCCCUGGUAUAGCGGACCCUCGCUGCUUGAGCAUCUCGACGGCCUGCAGACCAUUGAGCGCAAGAUCAACGGACCUCUGCGCAUCGCCAUCAGCGAGAAGUACAAGGACAUGGGCACUAUCGUCUCGGGCAAAGUUGACUCGGGUCACAUCAAGGUCAACCAGAAGGUUGUCAUUAUGCCCGACAAGCGCGUGUGCGAGAUCAGCACCAUCUAUGGCGAGAACGAGUCGGAAGUGCAAACGGCGAUCUGCGGAGACAAUGUGCGCAUCAAGCUGCGUGGUAUCGACGAGGACGCUGUUCAGCCCGGCUACGUGAUCACUGACACCAAGCACCCUUGCCACAGCACUCGCGCCUUUGAGGCGCAGAUAAGCAUUUUGGAUGCGAGGAACAUUAUCACUGCCGGCUACAAGUCCGUCCUGCAUGUUCAUUCGGCCAUCGAGGAGGUCACUAUCACCAAGCUGCUGCACAAGUUGAAGAAGGGUCUGAAGAGCAAGGUGCCGCCUGCUUUUGUCAAAACCAACGAGUCGUGCAUUGUCCGCAUUGAGACCAACAGGGCCAUUUGCCUUGGCCGCUUCACUCUGCGUGACGAGGGUAAUACUAUUGCCAUCGGUAAGAUCCUCAGGGUUGCCAAGCCCUCAUCUGGGACAGCCUCUACUAAUGCUGCCGCUACUGCUGCCGCCACUGCUGUAGCCGAGUAACCAUUUGGCGUUCAUAACCCAACCCUUUUUCUCAACUGGAUAAACAU
This is a messenger RNA of Kickxella alabastrina, 1893 nucleotides long. Its product is annotated as P-loop containing nucleoside triphosphate hydrolase protein. Gene Ontology annotation, cellular component: translation release factor complex. Lineage: Eukaryota; Fungi; Kickxellomycota; Kickxellomycetes; Kickxellales; Kickxellaceae. Gene Ontology annotation, biological process: translation. The record is from RefSeq and is a predicted model, not a curated record. Bases 125 to 1846 code for a protein of 573 amino acids. Gene Ontology annotation, molecular function: translation release factor activity; GTP binding; GTPase activity. The transcript has 2 exons.